Molecule: messenger RNA, 1128 nt
Organism: Candidozyma haemuli
Lineage: Eukaryota; Fungi; Ascomycota; Pichiomycetes; Serinales; Metschnikowiaceae
Exons: 1
Coding region: 1-1128 (375 amino acids)
Source: RefSeq, a predicted model, not a curated record
AUGUACGACAUUGAACUGCAUCGGCCCUUAAAGCAAAUUUAUUUGUCCGAAAAAUACAACGGGAUUAAUGAGCUGACGACACUACUCCAUGGAUACGUGAACUCGGUGGGAACUACUUCCACUACCCCUCGUCUUGUUUUCGUCCUUGCUUCUUUUCCUAGUCUGCAAGUCAAAGGCAUUGGCCGGGAUGCGCUUCUGAUUAUGGCGCUCGAUUUUCCUGAUGAUAGCGAUAUCAUUUACAACGAAAAGUACUCAUUCGAAGCUUCAAGACCAACUUUCUUCACUGAUACAUUGCACACAAAUGGUGUUCUGUACGUUCAGGAUUAUGCUGUCUCUCAAGAAGAAAAGUCAUUCCUUCAUAGGAUUCUUUGGAGGUGUAACAACUCUACUGUUUUGUCCUGCUAUCUUCAAGAUGUGCACAGUGGCGUUAUUACAUCCGUUGCAGAAUCCAAAGCGGAAAUGGAUAGCACAAGUCUUUUUACAAGAGUAACUGACCGGAACGAUGCAUCAAUAAUUCGAAGGAUUUGGGAUUCAGGCAGAUAUGACUCAAGCAUGAUACUAUGCGCUAUUCACCUCUUUUGCAAGAGCCUUAGCGUGGGCACUAUCGAUCUUCUGAGGCCCAACCUACGGAGUACAUUUUGUAGUGCCAUCGCUUCUGUCAGUAUUUCAGCUGGAAUCUCGAGUACAUCUCUCUGGAAUAAGUUUUUCCUCAUUUGUGAGGAACUCCGCAAGAAUAGCCAGGAGCCCCUCUCGUUCAAUGUCAUGCCCAGACGGGGUAUCAUGGUUCAAGCUAACGGUAUUGGAAUUUUUCGAGACCUGCACUUCUUGGAGGACAUCUCCUUCCAUCCUGCAAGCGGCAGCUUGACAGGUAUUUUCAAAAUUCUUAGAGUUAAAGUAUCUUCCUCGGCUGCUAGCCUGCUCAAAAAGUUUAUGGAAACGAUCCAGUUUUUUGAUGAGGACAGCAUAUCCAAGAAAGCGCAAGAGUUGCUUAAUGGAAAAUUUAAUGAUUAUGAAGUUGGAAUGCUUAUCGAGAAACUUGAUGAUACUGUGCUUAAUUUGAUAAGGGACGUCACAAAAGUACCCGAUAUCAAUCCCCCAUCGUUCCUGAUGUCAACGGUUCUCGAGUAG